AUGUUCGGUGCUUCGCUUAUCGCAUUUGUGGCCCUUACUUACUGGCCUGGUGUCUACGGCGAACAAUACCCCGGAAAGGUUCAGGAAAUCCUCAAUGGUCUCCGCAGCGGAAGUACCCAAUUGAUCUUUGAUUCGACCGAUGAAGGACCACAUACGUAUGAGUACAGCCAACCCGAAUCUCCUUGUUUCAUGAAGUGGGCUUCAUGCGAAUGGGUUUACUUCAAACAACGGUUCAAGCUAUCAGCAGCGACUGUCUAUAACUUUACUGUAAUCGCUACAGACUUCGGCAGCACUAGUAGUCCUGACUACAACGCCAAUACCAAUCCAUCCGACAUUAGUCGAAACUCGGCCGUCGCAAAGUUCUCCCUUGUAGAUUCCGACUCUACAACGACAGGCUGGAAAAUUUCGACCAAAGUCUCGGGCGGUUUACAAGGCGGUCCAGCAGCUUUUAAUAUCAAAGUCGAAAACGAUCGCACAGAGGAAAUUCAUGGGGAGCAUACCCAGUCGACUUCAAAUACACAAGAGGAAUGGUAUACAGAGGACUGCCCACUAGGCUUCGACUGUGCUAUUCGCAGGUACCUUUUUUACGUUUCAAUUUCUGGAUCUUGUAACGUCGAGCCUACUAUCAAUUGUGGCGGUGAGGAGGACGCAUGCGAGUACCUAGAUUCGUAUUAUUAUAAGAAUCACCCAUAUAGGUUGGAUUUCAAGCCUGCCUUCGCGUGCGACCAGUUUAAGUAUUACGCUGGGAGACAUUGUGGAAGGCGUGAAUCUUGUACGGUUGAGAAUGUCCAACUGGUGCGAGAUGGUGGUAUGCCAUUGUCACAUGUAUGUUUUAGCAAAACUCCCCAGCAAGGUGCCCACAAGGGGGAGGAUUCAUGCUCACCAAUUACAUCUGGACAUCGAGGUACCGGACGCCGUGCAAUCCGGUUUGGUAGCUAA
This is a messenger RNA of Drechmeria coniospora, 939 nucleotides long. RefSeq lists its product as uncharacterized. The record is from RefSeq and is a predicted model, not a curated record. The coding region runs from base 1 to 939 and encodes 312 amino acids. Lineage: Eukaryota; Fungi; Ascomycota; Sordariomycetes; Hypocreales; Ophiocordycipitaceae. The transcript has a single exon.